AGCCCUGCACGUUGGCUACGGAGCCGGGCGCCCAGUUGUCCGCCUCCACCUCCAGGUCCAGGAAGUCAUUAUGUGACUAACACAUUUUCAGAUUUCCUCUCAUUUACCCUGAAGUGUAUAUGAGAAUGACGUGCACUGCCAAGAAAUGGGGAAUUAGGCUUCAGCCUCCAGCUAUUAUCCUAAUCUAUGAGAAUGAAAUGAAAGGGAAAAGUCGCCAGCGCAUCAUGCCUGUCCGAAACUUUUCAAAGUUUUCAGAUUGCAACAGAGCUGCUGAACAAUUAAAGAAUAAUCCACGACACAAGAGUUACCUGGAACAAGUGUCCCUGAGACAGCUUGAGCAAUUAUUCCGUUUUUUACGAGGUAACUUGCGGGGGCAGAGUUUGGCAGAAACAAUGGAACAGAUUCAACGGGACACAGCCAUUGAUCCUAAGGAAGACCUGAACAGACCUAAGCUAGAUGACAAGGAACUUGCCAAAAAGAAGAGCAUCAUGGAUGAACUUUUUGAGAAAAAUCAGAAGAAGAAGGAUGAUCCAAAUUUUGUUUAUGGCAUAGCAGUUGAGUUCCCUCAGGAUGAACAACUGCAGUCCUGUGGCUGGGACACAGAGUCAGCUGACAAGUUCGGAUAUCAAAACAAAAAAUUUAUUGGGCUAGCAGAAACUCCAUGUUCAUACAGAGAAUGUAGAUUAGUCCUAGAAAAAUCUGUAAAGAACACUAAAUGUCUCAACAUCAAGUGUGCACAGCCUUCAGCAUUUAUUCCAGAAGACUUUUUAGCACCUAUUGCGAUUCUGUGA
Myotis davidii is the source of this 791-nucleotide messenger RNA. RefSeq names its product centrosomal protein of 19 kDa-like. The record is from RefSeq and is a predicted model, not a curated record. NCBI's taxonomy places the organism in Eukaryota, Metazoa, Chordata, Mammalia, Chiroptera, Vespertilionidae. Gene Ontology annotation, biological process: trans-Golgi to periciliary membrane compartment transport; microtubule anchoring at centrosome. Gene Ontology annotation, cellular component: spindle pole; centriole; ciliary basal body.